Molecule: messenger RNA, 928 nt
Organism: Blastocystis hominis
Lineage: Eukaryota; Bigyra; Opalinata; Blastocystidae
Exons: 2
Coding region: 203-928 (241 amino acids)
Source: RefSeq, a predicted model, not a curated record
CCAUUUUCCCAAUAAUUGGAAUAUGAAGCGAGAGCUAGCACCAUUUAACCCAGCAGUGGUAGUAAAGCCUAUUCCAAGUGUGGAUCAAGGGCAAAAUCGAAUUGCAGUGCAGAAAUCAGAGUAUUACCCUAGCGACAUCGGAAGGCGCUAUGUUUCAGUGCCAAUAUACACCACUGGAAAUAUCACUGCUGGAAAGAAGACAAUGGAUAUACCUUCGUCCUAUUCUGUAUCUUCUGCGACUCCCUACUCGUUUGUAUUGACUCUCCAAUCCGAUCCGACUGCUGUGAUCGCAGUUCCCUACUAUCGGACGGAAGAAAGUGUGAUAAACGGUAAGCGCAGCAUUUCGGUGAGUACUUUCUAUCCGAGCACCAUUGCGCAAGCAACUCCACCAGCCUCCGAAAAUAUAAUUGGAAAGAAAGCUUACUUUUUGCCCGUGACAAGUGAUCAUUUAAAAUCGGCUUUUGUUUAUCGUGAGAGCGAGAAAUCUCCAGUGGAGCUCAUGGGACAAAAUUCUACCUCGUCUUCGAAAUCUACCUAUUCUCAAGCCACAGACGGUUCUGUCGCGCUCUCUACUCUCUAUUCUCAACCCGUCAACUCCAUGUCUCCUGAAAUGAAUGCUAAGCGACAAAAACUCGGGACGGAGAGCGAGGUGAUAACCCUCUCCUUCUGGAAAGAUGAUCAGUUCACUUGCAUUCACUCACAAAACACACCAGAAAACUCUUCCUCUGCCGCCUCUACAUUCACAAACGAGGUUUGGAAAUCGAAAGACAUUCUUCUUCUGCGCGAACUCAUCGCGUAUCUCCUCCAGAAUCCGUAUCUUCGUGUUUCCGUACUCGGAUUUCUCUCUUCUUCGAUCGCAUCUAGGAGAUUCCUCGACUGUUUUCAAACGAUGAAAGCGACGCGAUUAAGAUCGCGAACAUUCUCGUAG